AUGAGUGAAAUGAAUUGCACUAAGCUAGCAAUUUUUAAUGAAAACCCAUUAAAAAAAUAGCACUUGAAUUAAAAAAAUAAAGAUUUAGAGGUGAUAUUAAGCUCUCCUUAAUUAAAUAAAAAGCAGAUUGUAUUUUGUAAACGGAUUGAAUAACUUGAUUUAAGUAACUAGGGUUUAAGUGAGAUUAAUAAAGAAAAGUUGAAUAAUAUAUGGAUCAUUAAAUUAGAUUUGUCGCAUAAUUGCAUUCGAUAAUAUGGUGAUGAAUUUAAGAUAUUAUAAAAUUUAAGAAUAUUAGAUAUAUCAAAUAAUUAUCUUAAAAUUUUACCAUUUAAUUUUAAUAAAUUUCAUCCCCAAUUAUAGAAUUUAGAUAUUUCAAAUAAUUAUCUCAGUAUUUUGCCAUAAAUGCCAGAUGAAUUAAUUUAAUUGAAUAUUGAAUAUAAUCAGGUACACCUAUUUCCUUAGCUACUGAAACAUUCAAUUUAAAUUUUGUUGCUUACAGGAAAUCCAAUAUAUGAAUUAAAAUACUACUCUUAAUUAAAAGAGUUCAGUAUUGAUUGGGUUAUUUAUUUGGGUUGGAACGAUAGGAUAAAUGGACAAUAGUUGGAAUAAUUUUAGAAUUGGCUAUAGAAAGAGCAUUAAGCAACAUUCUAAAAUAUGAUAAAACAUUUUCUGGGGGAUUAUUUUAAUUAUUAAAAUACUGAUGAGAAUGGAAAUACUAUUAUACAUCAAGCUGCUUUAAAAUAGCAUUUAGGGGUUAUUUUGGGUUGCAGUAACGUUGUUGAUAAAAAUUCAUAAAAUUAUCAGAAAUAGACUCCUAUCUAAGUAGCAUUGUUUUCGGAUAAAUUUUAAAGUGUUAAAUGUUUAUUAUCUUUAAAUGUUAAUCUAAAUUAAGUAAAAAUAACUUUAUUCUAGUAAAAUCUAGUUAUAAUAUCAUUAAUUAAAUAACAGAUAAACUUGAUGCAAGGCUUCUUAUAACAUGGAACUGAUCCAAAUGAAAUGGAUAAAGAUGGGAAUACAGGUUUACAUUACUUAAUGAACAAGUGGCCAAGCUUUUAAUUUCCAGAAAAAUAUGCUGCUCUUCUUUUAUAUUAUGGGUAAAGUCUUCAAAAGAUAAUUAGUGCUUGUCCUCUGAUGCUAAACGCUUAAGGUUUUAGUUCAUUUCAUAUUGGAGUUAAACGUGGAUUUAUCUCUGCAGUUUAAUUUGCAUUGUAGUAUAAAGGAUAACUUGAUAUAUAUGACAGAUGCUCGCACCCUUUUGAAAUUACUUAAGUUACAGGAAUAGAUAAUUUAAGCGUUUUUGAUAUUUGCAUGCAAUAAAAUCAAAUCUAAAUGUGUUUUUUGUUGUUGGAAUAUAGCUAGUUUUACAUUAGUUGCAAACCUAAAUCUUAUGGUUGUUUAUGGAAACUUAUACUGAAAAAUAAUAAGGACAUUUUGUCUGAAUAUUUUCAAAAAUCCAGAAAUAAGUUAUAUUAAUAUCGUAAAUAAAUAUAUAAACCUGAAAACUUAUAUACUUGUUGCUUCAAUUUAACUAAAUAAUUGAAUGCUUCAUUUAUGAAAAUUAAUUAACCUAAUUACUUUACAAUGAGCAAAUCGCCGAAUUAUUAUUUUAAAACAUAAGAUGCUCCUUUAUUAAAGGAAGGAGAUAAUGAUCAUAUCGAAUAUUCAGACAGUUCGAUUGAUUCGCAUGAGGAAACAAAAGGGUUACUACCUGUUAAUUGGAGUCGAUAUGACUGCAACAAUGAAAUGAAUGCUCCUAAGUUAUUCAUUGAAUCAAAUACUGUUGUAACCGAAAAAGAAACCCAUAAAGGUAAUUCAAAAAUUAGAUAAAUGGCAGCAGCUUAUUACAAUGAAUAUAUAUUAAAUGAUAAUUUAUCAAAAAAGGAGGAAAUUUUGAUUAUUUUACUCAAAUUGAAUUUCUAGAUUAAUACAGUCAAUUAGAUGAGCGAUUAUUCGAUAUAAGAAAUACUUAUCCAAAUUGUUUAAGAUUAUUUCUAAAAAUGUGAAAUAAUAUCCGACCAACAAAGCUCUAUAUAAUAAGAAUCACUAUUUUUUAAGGAUUUAGAAAGUAUAGAUCAGGGUGCUUCCACAUGUUAGAUAAUUUUAAUGCCAUCCUCUAUUAACUACUUAAAAUAAAGAUUUGAUUAAUGGACAUUAGAAUAUUUACUAAGGUUUACUUCUAAAUUUAGUGAACAUUCUAAACUUUCUGAAAUUCACUAAUUUGAAUUAUUUUAAUUAUGA
Paramecium tetraurelia is the source of this 2238-nucleotide messenger RNA. RefSeq lists its product as uncharacterized. NCBI's taxonomy places the organism in Eukaryota, Ciliophora, Oligohymenophorea, Peniculida, Parameciidae. Gene Ontology annotation, molecular function: protein binding. The record is from RefSeq and is a predicted model, not a curated record. The transcript has 3 exons.